Trichogramma pretiosum is the source of this 1726-nucleotide messenger RNA. RefSeq names its product vacuolar protein sorting-associated protein 45 (gene Vps45). The transcript is spliced from 8 exons. Gene Ontology annotation, cellular component: Golgi membrane. The record is from RefSeq and is a predicted model, not a curated record. Gene Ontology annotation, biological process: vesicle-mediated transport; intracellular protein transport. The coding region runs from base 15 to 1721 and encodes 568 amino acids. Lineage: Eukaryota; Metazoa; Arthropoda; Insecta; Hymenoptera; Trichogrammatidae.
UUUGCUUUAACAAAAUGAACGUGAUCACCGCUGUGAAAUAUUAUGUGGCGAAAAUGACGGAAGAAAGCGGCCCCGGCAUGAAGGUCUUGCUGAUGGAUAAACAAACGACCAGCAUCAUUAGUUUGGUCUACAGUCAGUCUGAAAUUUUGAUGAAGGAAGUUUAUUUAUUUGACCGUCUUGAUGCUGCAGUACGCAACGAAGGACUCAAGCAUUUAAAGUGUAUUGUUUUUAUAAGGCCUACAGAAGAAAAUGUCAGAUUGCUCUGCAAUGAACUCCGGUUCCCAAAGUAUGGAGUUUAUUACAUAUAUUUCAGUAACAUAAUUCCAAAGACAGACAUAAAACUUUUGGCUGAAAGUGAUGAACAAGAAGUAGUUCGUGAAGUUCAUGAAUUUUAUGCAGACUACCUGGCCAUAAGUCCACAUUUAUUUUCAUUGGGUAUUAAUGGAUGCUCCAAAAGUUUGAACUGGGAACCAACACAUUUGCAAAGAACCGUACAAGGAAUAACAGCAGUAUUAUUAUCAUUGAAAAAGUGUCCCCUAAUUCGUUAUCAAGGUAGUUCAGAUAUGUGCAAACAUUUAGCUGAAAAAAUUCGAUACGUCUUGACUCAAGAGUCUAAUUCUUUUGAAUUCAGACAAGAGUCCAAUCCUAUACUAUUAAUACUUGAUAGGAGAGAUGAUCCAGUUACACCUCUUUUAAACCAGUGGACAUACCAAGCCAUGGUGCAUGAAUUGUUAACAAUUAAUAAUAAUAGAGUAGACUUAUCUAAUGUCAAAGGCAUUUCAAAAGAAUUAAAAGAAGUUGUGCUGAGUUCGGAACACGAUGAAUUUUAUGCUAAUAAUCAAUACCUGAAUUUUGGUGAAAUUGGACAAGUAAUAAAAGAUUUAAUGGAAGAGUUUCAAAAGAAAGCUAAAAAACAUGAAAAAGUAGAGAGCAUUGCAGACAUGAAAAAUUUUGUUGAAACAUAUCCAUUGUUUAAAAAAAUGUCUGGGACCGUUGCAAAACAUGUAACAGUGGUUGGAGAACUUUCUAACUUAGUUGGAACUCAUAAUUUAUUAGAAGUAUCUGAAUUGGAACAAGAACUUAGUUGUCAAAAUGAGCAUUCUUCGCAACUUCAGAAAAUUAAAAGAUUAGUUAGUAACACAAGAGUGCGUGACAUUGAUGCUACUCGAUUAGUAAUGUUGUAUGCUUUACAUUAUGCAAAGCAUACUAAUAAUGACAUAGCUGGCUUAUGUUCACUACUGAAGAACAGAGAUGUUCCAGAAAGAUUUACAAAGCUUGUAUACAGUAUACUCGACUACAGUGGUAUUUCUACUAAACAGAUAAAUUUGUUUGAUAAAGAAGCUGUUGCUAAAAUAACAAAAAAAUUAUUCAAAGGAUUGAAUGGAGUUGAUAAUAUUUACACACAACACACUCCUUUACUAAAUGAAACAAUUGAAGAUCUUAUAAAAGGCAAAUUGAAUCCUCAGGUUUUUCCAUAUCUUGGAAAUGCAGUAUUGACAAGAAGACCCCAAGACAUAAUAGUAUUUAUUAUUGGUGGCACAACAUAUGAAGAAAGUUUGGCAGUCCAUAAUUUAAAUAAACAAAAUCCAGGCAUAAAAAUAAUUUUAGGUGGUACCACAGUGCAUAAUUUUUCUAGUUUCUGUGAAGAAAUUGAAGCAGCAAUGAUUGGCGUCGUACCAAGAUAUAGACCAAGAAGUAUUAGAGAACGUAAUGAAGAUUAAAUUAA